UUCCUAAUGUAUUUUUCUUUCUCCAAUUUUGCUGCUGAUCCAGCCCCUGUUGCCAGUUCAUUAUCUGCACGAUACACCCAUCGGGCAGUUGUGAUCACUGGAGGACUCCUGGCUUUUUCAGGAAUGGCACUGGGAUUUUUUGGAUUCAACAUGGUCUGGAUGUAUGUAACGACUGGCUUCCUACAGGGUCUUGGGAUUUCCUUUUCAUGGACACCAGCCAUUAGCAUUGUUAGCCAUUAUUUCUCCAAGAAAAGGGCUUUGGCCAAUGCUAUUGCCAGCGCUGGAGAAUGUGCCUUUGCAUUCACAUUUGGACCAUUUUUCCAGUGGUUGAUUAGUCAAUAUGGAUGGAAAGGUGCCCUCUUGAUCAUAGGUGGCAUCCAACUCAAUAUUUGUAUUGGUGGAGCACUGAUGCGACCCCUGGCAAGCAGCUGCCUCCUUGAGGCUCACCAUUCCGAAACUCGAACACCACCUGGCAAGAGUGCAUCCAGGAUAGACAAAGAAGAUAAGUCUCCUAUCACACACAAAACCUUCAACUGGAUGCUUCUGAAGCGACCAGAGUUUGUACUUUAUGCCAUUUUUGGCAUAUUAGCUGCUAUGAGUUUUUUUGUUCCUCCGUUAUUUUUAGUUCCAUUUAGCUACAGCCUGGGAAUAGAUGAAUCAUGGACUGCAUCACUCCUAUCCAUUUUGGCUAUGGUGGACUUUGCAGGCAGACUGCUGUGUGGCUGGUAUGCCAAUCUCCACGUUACCAAAACCAUUCAUUUGCUGGUGAUGACAAUUACACUGAUCAGUACUUCCCUGAUGCUGUUGCCACUGGCUAACAAUUAUGUUUCCUUGGCAAUAUUCACUGGCUUCUAUGGAUUCUUCUUUGGUACGACAGUCGCCAUUCACAUUACAGUGCUGGCAGAUGUUGUAGGCAUGCCAGAAUUUGACAGUGCUUUAGGGCUUUUCAUGCUCAUUCGAAGCUCUGGAGGUUUUGUGGGGCCCCCUCUUGCAGGUCUGAUUGUGGACAUGGCUGGAGACUACAGAGCAGGCUUCUACAUGGCAGGAGCCACUCUCAUCCUAUCAGCUGGAUUUUUAGUUACUUUAGAUCAACUCCAACAGAGAAAAGAAAGAGAAAGCCAGACUAGUACUAAACUAGAAAAGUCAACAUUAUCCUACCCUUCCCUCCAUCUCCUGAAACACAACAACAGAAGCUAUUGAGAACACAAUGUAGUGGUGUGACUACACUGGACCUCGGACAGCAUUUCAGGACACAUGGAAGUGUUUUAUUUUAGCCAAAUUCCCUAUUAGUAGGAUUUACAAAACAACAGAAGUUUUGGGUAGGAAUGUUUGAAAUUAAGGAAGAAAGUAAGUAGUUUACAAGCAAACUAAAGCAGUAACCAUUAUAUAUUAUUUUGAUGCUGAAGUUGCAUUUUGACUAUACAAGUCUUCAGUACAGUCCCACAGGGCCAUGCUAAGUGAAUUAGGGAAACUAUGGUCUAAAUUAAAUUGCCAUGAAGUGUGUACGCAGCAGAUAGAAACUCUACUCCCAAAUACAGAUUGCAGCUGUCGCUAUCAAACAGGAAGAGGCAUCACCUCACAGAUGUUUAGCUUGGGGAAGUAGUGUUCAGUAUUUUCAGUAAACAAGUCAGAUGUGAAAGCAUGAGUACCUGAAUAGAGUUUUGAGCUAAAGAUUUGCAGGUACUCUACAGAGCAGGGCUGGAAUCAGAUAAAUAAAUAAACCUGAUAAAUGGGAAAAGGUACAUACGUGAUAGAAAACAGUAGAGAGAAAUACAGUAUUAAAUAUCAGAAGUAAAAAGCAAAAUACAUCCACAUAAAAUGAAGAAGGAUUGAUGAAUAGUAGAAGAAGACCUAUGGCUAUGGUGGCCUUCAAAAUGAGUAAGAAUCCCAAAUGCAACCUUGCAUUAAAAGUACUAAAUGUUCUGUGUUAUUGGUAAGAUAGAAUGAUGCUUGCAAGGCUUUAACUGGAAGAAGUACGUAAGUUGCAAAGAAUUAAGUGGAAAAAAUUGAGAAAAUUAAGAAAACACAACCUAAGGAAAAAGUGUAAGAAAUAAAGUUUUUCUGGUUUAGAAGACAAAAGUAUUUACAGGGCACAAGAACAGCCUUCCAAUCCAUAAUAGGCUGACAUAAAAAGACAUUGUAGCCUGUUAAGCAUGGAAGCAGACUACAGGGAGAAUACGAAAACAGAGAGAUAUCAGAGAAUAGGUAAGACAUGAGCAAGAAUCUAAAUAUAUUUGAUUGCACUUCUAAGUAGUAUGAUGGACUAGUUGACUUCCCUUUAGUCCCACAUUCCAAGUAUCCUGAGGCAAAUACUUUGAGUAAAUACUCUUUGAGAAUGAAAGAGAGUCUGUAUCCAAAUAACUUUUAUUUUAUCAGUGGGAAGAGAGAACUUAAAAGAAGGGAGGAAGGGCUGGAUCACAUUUAGAAAAAACAGUAAAAGGAAAAAAACAUAGCACUUUAAAGUUCCCAAAUUAUCAUUAUUAUCAUAGCUGCCCUACUUAUGAACUUUUUAUGAAAUUUUUACCAUGGCUUCCUCUGGGAAGUUUAACAUAAAUCACUCAUCUAAAAUAAUUACUUCUUGUCUCAUAGAAUAAUCAUUAUUUCAAAAACUUAAUUUAACUUACACAAAAUCAGCUGAGCCAGUAAUAAAUCAACUACCUGUGAGGGCUUGAUUGCAGAAUGUACACUGGAAGGAACACAACUGGGCGUGUUGUAGCACAGUCCUGAAAAACUACUUUUCAAACAUGUCAAUGGAAAAACUUGGAUUUUUCUAGAAGUAUUAGUCUUCAGUCUUCUGCAGGGUUCCAAUAUUUAAAAUAACUCUUCAUUUUAUAAAGUGAAAGGAAGAGUUAUUGGAGGCAGGACAAAUGGGGAUAUGUUUAAUAGAUGUAGCUUCUACCUCUGCCUUUCUGUUAAAAUUCUGUAUUUUAUUUACAAGUCCUGUCACUGAUUUAUUUUGACAUGUCCUGACAUCAGACAUGGGCAAUA
Molecule: messenger RNA, 2988 nt
Organism: Pseudopipra pipra
Lineage: Eukaryota; Metazoa; Chordata; Aves; Passeriformes; Pipridae
Product: monocarboxylate transporter 2-like
Exons: 3
Coding region: 7-1200 (397 amino acids)
Biological process (GO): monocarboxylic acid transport; transmembrane transport
Cellular component (GO): plasma membrane
Molecular function (GO): monocarboxylic acid transmembrane transporter activity
Source: RefSeq, a predicted model, not a curated record